Molecule: messenger RNA, 2926 nt
Organism: Leucoraja erinaceus (little skate)
Lineage: Eukaryota; Metazoa; Chordata; Chondrichthyes; Rajiformes; Rajidae
Product: autophagy-related protein 9A-like
Biological process (GO): protein localization to phagophore assembly site; autophagy of mitochondrion
Cellular component (GO): phagophore assembly site; autophagosome
Source: RefSeq, a predicted model, not a curated record
GUAUUUCCCACACCGUGUCAUUGCUGCCCCUGUAGAUGUGCGGUUGGAGCCCGGUCCUUCGGCCCGUCCAGCCGGUGCUGACCGUCAUGCCGCGCAGGAUGCUGUCACCCUGAUCUUGCCCUUGCGUCCGUGACCAGGGAGCGGCCAGCCGUGGUGAAGCGUGUUCUUGGCGUGUGAGACAACACAUGUGAAGCGUGUUUCUGGCAUGUGAGACAACACAUGUGGUGAAGCGUGUUCCUGGCGUGUGUGGCAACACAUGUGGUGAAGCGUGUUCCUGGCGUGUGCGGCAACACGUGGUGAAGCGUGUUUCUGGCGUGUGCGGCAACACCUGUGGUGAAGCGUGUUCCUGGCGUGUGAGAUAACACAUGUGGUGAAGCGUGUUCCUGGCGUGUGAGACAACACCUGUGGUGAAGCGUGUUCCUGGCGUGUGAGAUAACACAUGUGGUGAAGCGUGUUCCUGGCAUAUGAGACAACACCUGUGCUGAAGCGUGUUCCUGGCGUGUGCGGCAGCCCGGUGGUCAUGUGUGUGCCCGGAUGAGGGAGUGCGGUGACGAUGGCAGAGUUCAGCACCGGCUACCAGCGGCUACCGGCCUCCUACACCGACACACCGCCCGGGGAACAUGACCUGCUGGUUCAUGUGGCCGACGGCAGCAAGUCUCCCUGGCACCACAUUGAAAACCUGGACUUGUUCUUCACCAGAAUCUACCAGCUGCACCAGAAGCGGGGCUUUCUCUGCAUGUUGCUGAGCGAGAUGUUUGAGUUGGUGCAGCUAGUGUUUGUCGUCACCUUCACCACGUUCCUCUUCAACUGCGUUGAUUACGACAUCCUGUUUGCCAACAAGGUGCCGGGCGGCGUGGAGCCGGGGCAGCAGGUGGUCAAGGUCACCCUGCCCGAUGCCCUCCUGCCCACACACACCUGUACAGCCAGGAUCAGGGACAGCCCGCUGAUGGUGACGGUUCUGCUCACGGCCGCCGUGUUCUGGCUCCACCGGCUCAUCAAGUUCAUCUACAACGUGUGCUGCUACUGGGAGAUCCGAGCAUUCUACCGCAACGCCCUGAACAUCAGCCAGGCGGAGCUGCCCUACCGCAGUUGGCAGGAGGUGCAGGCGCGCAUGCUGCAGGUGCAGCGGGAGCAGCUGAUGUGCAUCCACAAGCGUGAGCUGACAGAGCUGGACAUUUCUCACCGGAUCCUGCGUUUCACCAAUUACAUGGUGGCCAUGUUGAACAAGUCGCUGCUGCCAGUGCGCUUCCAGCUGCCGCUGCUGGGGGAGGUGGUAUUCCUGAGCCGUGGUCUUCGUUACAACUACGAGCUGAUCUUCCUGUGGGGCCCUGGCUCUCUCUUCCUCAACCAGUGGAGCCUGAAGGCGGAGUACAAGCGGGCAGCCGGGCGGCACCAGCUGGCACAGAAGCUGCGGCAACGUAUUCUGUGGGUGGGACUGGCCAACCUGCUGCUCUGCCCGCUGGUGUUGGUCUGGCAGAUCCUCUACGCAUUCUUCAGCUACGGCGAGGUGUUGAAACGGCAGCCGGGCAGCCUGGGGCUACGCUGCUGGUCACUGUACGGCCGCUCCUACCUGCGGCACUUCAACGAGCUUGACCACCAGCUGCAGGCCCGGCUCAGCCAGGGUUACAAGCCCGCCACCAAGUACAUGGACGGCUUCCCCUCGCCACUGGCCGCAGUCAUCGCCCGCAACCUUGCAUUCUUCGCCGGCUCCAUCCUGGCCGUGCUCAUCGCCCUCACCGUGUACGACGAGGACGUCCUGGCUGUGGAACACGUGCUGACCGCAGGGACCCUGCUGGGACUGGCCGUCACCGUCUGCAGGUGCUUCAUCCCGGACCAGCACGUGUGGCGGUGUCCGGAGCAACUGCUGCAGCUGGUGUUGACCCACGUCCACUACAUGCCUGACCACUGGCAGGGCAAUGCCCACCGCUACGAGACACGUGACCAGUUCGCUCAGCUCUUCCAGUACAAGGCCGUGAGUAACCGCCACAUGCGUGAGUUGCUGAGCCCCCUCCUCACGCCGCUGGUUCUCAUCUUCUGUCUGCUGCGCCGCCGCUCGCUGGAGAUCAUUGACUUUUUUUCCGCAAACUUCACGGUGGAGGUGGUUGGCGUCGGCGACACCUGCUCCUUCGCCCAGAAUGGACGUCCGUCCGGCACGGGCACCCCCGCCUGGCCCCCCACGGGGGUAUCCCAAGCCUCGGCCUACCAGCAGGCGGAGGGGGGCAAGACGGAGCUGUCUCUGGUGCAGUUUGCCCUCAGUAACCCUCACUGGCUGCCCCCCCCUCACAGCUCACAGCUCAUCCAUCAGCUAAUGGACAGGGUGGCUCACGCCCAGCCCGGGGGGGGCACUCGCACAGCCCCACAGCCUGGUGGUCAGUCCUCUGGCCGCCCCCGACACGGACACCGAGAUGGAGCCGGCGGCCUCACUCCGCUCCUUCACCCUCCACGGACACGGCCAGAGUCCGCAGACCCACGGCCGCAGCCAGGACCAGGGUCAGGGUCAGGGCCAGGGCCAGGCUACAGUGCCUCCCCAGGGGGUGGGGGUCGGUCGUUGAGUUCAGGGAGCAGCGUGUGGGAGGGGCAACUGCUCAGUGGCCUGGUCUUGGGGACCCCCCCCACCCACGUCAGCCUGCACGCCCUGUACAUGCACGAGCUCCACCACCAGCAGGUCCAGGCAGCACCGUCUCGUCACGUGUGGUAUCGCCACGGCAGUGACAGCAGUGAGGGGAGUGAGGGGGGGGCAGACGUGGCCCCCCCCUCCCCACUGUCCUCCCCACUGACGGGCAGCAGCGGGACUGACCCCCUGGAGCCGACCAGACCCCACUGCCCCCCAGGGGGUACGGGGGCAUCACAGGUUGUAGCUCGGAGCCGGGACCUGGAGACUGGAGAUGAGGGGAGUCCAGUGACCCCUGGCCCCAGGGACACAUGA